UGUGGACCAAUGUGAAACCAUACGAAUAAGAGCGUGAAUUAACGCAGGCGUACAUGCGAGCACGCACAAUCGCACAAACAGACACACACUAGUGCACAUUUGCACACAGAGUAGUUUUGACACCCAGUUGCCUUUUUGUUAAUGUACGACUUAUUCCACAUCUGCAAAGGUUCAGCAAGAGUUGUCCGUAAUCCAAUUCGUCGAAGUUAAUUGAACCUGUUAUCAAAACAUCUAGUCCAACGACUGUGCCGUUUCUUAUGGCCUCUAUUUUGUGAAUUUUGUUUCGGAUUACGACGGAUACCUGAAUGUUAUGUAUUGGCAAGCUGAACGUGCCGAAAGUCUGUGACAAUAGUCAUAAGGACCUCUCAGAAUAGUGCUCAUUUAGUUGAAAUCACGUACAUUGUCAUAAGAGAGUUACCGAAUAACAUAAUGGCCGGAGAUACUGAGGCCACUUUUGUUCUAUCACUGGAUGAUGAUCUGGAUGACGCUACCCAAGCGAAAGAAAAUACCUUUGAAAUUUCGAUUUCUCUGGUGGACGAUGCCCCUGAACAGAAGGCAAGUACAAUGGACUUGGAACAGCAGUUAUCAUGGUUCCAUGAAUUUCUACAACGGGAAAGGGAGGUGUUUCUUCGAAAGUAUGAAAACCCGUCACAGAAUACUGCUGCCUUGGAUCAAUUUGAGAGAUUAAAAACACUUGGAACUGGCUCUUUUGGCCGUGUGAUGCUCGUUAGACACAAAGUGGAUCAAAACUACUAUGCUAUGAAAAUUCUGGAGAAGCAAAAGGUGGUAAAGCUCAAACAAGUUGAACACACAAUGAAUGAGAAAACAAUUCUUCAGGCCAUUAAUUUCCCCUUUGUUGUCGGCAUGGCCUAUAGUUUCAAGGACAACACCAAUCUGUACAUGGUACUGGAUUUCGUCAGUGGAGGAGAAAUGUUCUCUUAUCUUCGUCGAGUGGGAAAAUUUAGUGAAGAGGAUGCUCGCUUUUAUGCCAGCCAAGUGGUCCUUGCUUUUGAAUACCUCCAUUCUUUCGACCUUGUCUACCGAGACUUGAAACCUGAAAACUUGCUGAUUGAUAGCGCUGGAUAUCUGAAAGUUACCGAUCUUGGUUUUGCAAAACGAAUAAGCGGGCGCACUUGGACGUUGUGUGGAACGCCAGAAUACCUGGCACCCGAAAUUAUUCUUAGCAAAGGUUACAAUAAAGCGGUUGACUGGUGGGCAUUAGGAAUUCUAAUUUACGAAAUGACCUGUGGAUACCCGCCAUUUUUCGCUGAUCAACCAAUUCAAAUCUAUGAGAAGAUUGUCGCCGGAAAGGUCCGAUUCCCGGGGCACGUCAGCAGUGAUCUAAAGAACUUGUUGAAACAACUGCUUCAAACGGAUCUAACCAAGCGAUUCGGAAAUUUGAAAAAUGGUGUUAACGAUAUCAAGUGUCACAGAUGGUUCACUCCGAUUAAUUGGGUUGUUAUCUACCGCAAAGAGGCCACCGCUCCUUUCAUUCCGCCUUGCAAAGGUCCUGGUGAUACAAGCAACUUCGAUGAUUACGAAGAAGAACCACUACGAAUUACAAAUACAAAUUACUGUGCAAAAGAAUUCGCCCAAUUUUGAUAGAUGUUCCAGCAAAAUGUAGCAUGUUUUUUUUUAUUUAUCGAGCCUCUAUCUGCAAAAGCUAUUACUCUUGUACUCUCACUUUUACACAGUUUUGCAUGGCAACUGAGUUUUUUGUCUCACCCGGUUGCCCACUCAUUCAUUGACUAAUGACAAACGCAUGCAAAUACAUGCACCUGCACACGCAAAAAUACACACGGCACAGAGGGAAAAAUUCCCUGCAAAGCUGGGCAGAUCAGAAAUGUAAUUCACUCAUAUUCAGUUUGCGUGAACUUUUGUACAUAAAAGGGCUAUAUUUAUGCAAUUUUGAUCACAUUGCAUUUCAAUUUUUCUCGAGCGUUAGUAAGUAAAAUGUUUUUUGUCUGGAUUUGUCACUUUCCCGAACAGUAUUGAUUGCACUGCUCAGUUAAAAGGCUCUGCGCACCCAUUGAUCUCUGGUUUUUCUCAGUAAACGUAUGCAAGCAUGAAC
This is a messenger RNA of Opisthorchis viverrini, 2071 nucleotides long. RefSeq lists its product as hypothetical. The coding region runs from base 430 to 1602 and encodes 390 amino acids. The transcript is spliced from 10 exons. Lineage: Eukaryota; Metazoa; Platyhelminthes; Trematoda; Opisthorchiida; Opisthorchiidae. The record is from RefSeq and is a predicted model, not a curated record. Gene Ontology annotation, molecular function: ATP binding; cAMP-dependent protein kinase activity. Gene Ontology annotation, cellular component: nucleus; cAMP-dependent protein kinase complex. Gene Ontology annotation, biological process: peptidyl-serine phosphorylation.